Messenger RNA from Acanthosepion pharaonis, 489 nucleotides. The record is from the annotation of a GenBank genome assembly. NCBI's taxonomy places the organism in Eukaryota, Metazoa, Mollusca, Cephalopoda, Sepiida, Sepiidae.
AUGCUUCUUCCUUUUUUUUUCUCAUUUCUUUUUCAUUUUCCUGUGUUACUCCUCUGUUUAUUUUAUGAUCAUUUCUACCUUUUACAGAUUACUGUCUUUCUUUCUUUUUUCUUUCUUUCUUUCUUUCUUUUUCUUUCUUUCUUUCUCAAUAUAUUCAUUCUGCCGCCAUUCUUCUGUUAUUUAGCGAUUGCUCUUUCUCUGCCCUCUUCAUUUUGUCUUUCUUUCCUCCCUUCUUUUUUUCCUUCACGCUUUCUUUAUUUCGCUCUUUCUAAUUUCAGAUCUUUCUCACACACGUUAUUUAUAACGUUUUCUUUAUUUAUUUAUUUAUUUCUUUCUUUCUUUCUUUCUUUCUUUCUAUUCCAUUGCCUUUCCCUUUUUUUAUUACCUUCGAGAGCAAACGAGAACGUCUGUCAGUUUUACUUAGCUGAAUUUUUGCUCCAGACUCGAAUCUCACUGCCUCGACUUGCACGUGAGUAUGAUGGGCGGUGA